This is a messenger RNA of Alosa sapidissima (American shad), 1450 nucleotides long. RefSeq names its product ras association domain-containing protein 10-like. Gene Ontology annotation, biological process: signal transduction. NCBI's taxonomy places the organism in Eukaryota, Metazoa, Chordata, Actinopteri, Clupeiformes, Clupeidae. The record is from RefSeq and is a predicted model, not a curated record. The coding region runs from base 25 to 1389 and encodes 454 amino acids. The transcript has a single exon.
GCUGCGCCUUGAGUGCGCGCUAUAAUGGAGGCGGAGGAGGGUCACAUUUCAGUGUGGGUUUGCCGGGAGGAAAAACUUAUCUCUGGCUUGUCCAAGCGGACCACCUGCGCAGACGUGGUACGCGUUCUCCUGGAGGAGCAGAGCGUGCAGCCGUGUUCGGCCGUUUCCGUGCUGGCGGGCUCUCCCGAGUCCUACUGCAUCGUGGAGAAGUGGCGGGGCUUUGAGCGCAUCCUUCCGAACAAGACCAAGAUUCUGCGCCUCUGGGGCGCGUGGGGCGACGAACAGGAAAACGUGAGGUUCGUGCUAGUGAAGCAGGAUGCGUCUCUGCCCAACAAUGGCCCGCGCAGCGCUGAGGCGCGUGUGGUGGCCAGCAAGGAGAGCCCGUGCGUAUACCAGGGCACCGCGUGGGUUACCGUGGCUCAGUCGCAGGAGAAGCAGCGACGGAUCGUGCGCAAAGCAUUCCGCAAGCUGGAGAAAAUAAACAAGAAACGCACGCAGGCGUUAAGCAAAGACAAGCCCGCCGUUGAAAAGAUGGAGACGCUCGUGCACCUGAUCGUCUCGCAGGACCACACCAUCCGCCAGCAGAUCCGACGCAUUCACGAGCUGGACUUGGAGAUCGACCAGUGCGAGGCCAAAGUUCACUUCGACCGGGUCAAAACGCUCGGCACCAACUACGUACAGGACACCUAUCUGUUCGAGAAGAGCCUGGGGACGCACGCGAGCGCCAAGGAGCAGCUGUCCCCGGAGGUGUGCACGCAGUUGGAGGAAUAUUCGCGGAGGUGCGAGGAGGUGCUGAAACUACAAGAGGAGCUGUCUCAGCACGAGACGCUCCUGGACAGCAUCACGGCGGAGAUCACGGACGAGCUGAAUCAACGCUGGAUGGAGCGCAGGAAGGAGCAGGUCUCGUGCGCGGACCCAGAGGCAGGGACAGAGGACCCACCGGGAGUGUCUCAGCUCGCGCUGGGCACGGAGGAGGGCACGGCAGAGAGCUCGCUGCUUUUGGAGGAGGAGAGGAUCAAAACGCAGCUGGACACGAGCUUAUACAUCGGGCUCCGGCUGAAUACGGAUUUAGAGACGAUUAGGGGCGAUUUUGACCUCACCCGAGAGCUGUGGGCGGCAAAGGAGAGGGAGUUGAAAGAUUUAAUGGACAGAGUCGGCGCGCUGGACUUAUGCGCCGGGGACGAACUAUCCGUGGAGGUGAAAGUGCGCGACCCCUCGGUACAUGUGCCAGACACGACGUGUUCCGUUAAGACACAGAACGCAUGGGUCGAACAGGCGAGAGGACUCUCAAAAACGUGUAACAUAAUUGACGACGAUUCGGACACAGGUCUGAGCUCAUUACACAGCCAGGAUUCUGACAACCCGCCUGUGUGUGAGUCGCUCGUGUAAUAUAGACACUGACCCGCGAGUCCCGGGGCUUCAUUGGUAUGUUACUGCCAUCAGCGCAAGC